Molecule: messenger RNA, 1715 nt
Organism: Aphidius gifuensis
Lineage: Eukaryota; Metazoa; Arthropoda; Insecta; Hymenoptera; Braconidae
Gene: U4-U6-60K
Product: U4/U6 small nuclear ribonucleoprotein Prp4
Exons: 2
Coding region: 59-1639 (526 amino acids)
Biological process (GO): mRNA splicing, via spliceosome
Cellular component (GO): U4/U6 x U5 tri-snRNP complex
Molecular function (GO): U4 snRNA binding; protein binding; U6 snRNA binding
Source: RefSeq, a predicted model, not a curated record
UAAAAAUAAAUUAAUUGUUUAGAUUAUAAAAAGUUUUAAUAAAAAAAAAAUAUAAAUAAUGUCAGACGAUGAAGAUUUGGUUUAUGUUAAAAAACCAAAAACAAUACAUUAUGGAUCACUUGAAGAGGCAGACAGAAGUAGAUUAGCAGCUGGUGAUAAUUCUGAUGAUGAAAAAGAUGGCAAUAAUGAUUUAUCAACAGCUCAAGGUCCAAAUUUUCAUAUAUCAAAUGAAUAUAUGGAACUUGAGGAUAACAUAUCAAGUAGUAGACAAGCUGUACUUGAAGAAUUUGAAAGAAGAAAAAAAGCAAGACAAAUAAAUGUAUCAACAGAUGAUUCAGAAGUUAAAAAACAUUUACGACAACACAGUGAACCAAUAUGUUUAUUUGGUGAAGAUCCUGCUGAUAGACGAACAAGAUUACGUGAAUUAUUAGCAAGCCUAGGUGAUGAUGCUAUUAAAAGAAAAUAUGAUGAAGAUAAACCAUCACAUCCAGUUGAUAAAGAUACUGAAACAACAUGGUAUCAUGAAGGACCAGAUACAUUACAAAAUGCACGUAUUUGGAUUGCAAAAUAUUCAUUACCACGUGCUAAAAAAAGAUUAGAUAAUGCUAGAGAUGAAUUAGCGCUACCAAUUGCAAUUAAAACAGCUAAAAGACAAGAAUUAUUAAAAAAAUUAAAUUCAUUAAUUAUAUGUAGUUCACAAUUUGGUGAUACAAGACCAAUAUCAUAUUGUCAAUUUAGUCCAGAUUCAAAAAUACUUGCAACAUCAUCAUGGACUGGUUUAUGUAAACUUUGGUCUGUUCCUGGUUGUAAUCAGUUGAGAAUUCUCAAGGGACAUGCUUGUAAUGUUGGCUGUAUUGUAUUUCAUCCAAAGGCAACAAUUACACAAGAUGUUUUGGAUGAAAAUACAAGUCAAACUUGUGUAUUAGCAAGUUGUGCAACUGAUGGAACAGUUAAAUUAUGGGGUGGUGGUUUAGGUGAAACACCACUUGCUGAAAUUGAAGGACAUGAACCACAUAGAGUAUCAAGAAUAGCAUUUCAUCCAUCUGGUAGAUUUCUUGGUACUUGUUGUCAUGAUGCAUCAUGGCGUCUUUGGGAUUUAGAACAACAAACUGAAGUAUUACAUCAAGAGGGACAUGCUAAAGCUGUACAUUGUAUUAGUUUUCAAAUUGAUGGUAGUGUUGUUGCAACUGGUGGACAUGAUUCAUUUGGUAGAGUUUGGGAUUUACGUACUGGACGUUGUAUUAUGUUUAUGGAAGGACAUUUAAAAACAGUAUUUGGCAUUGAUUUUUCACCAAAUGGUUAUCAUAUUGCAACAGCUAAUGAAGAUAAUACAUGUAAAAUUUGGGAUUUAAGAAAACGUAGUUGUAUUUAUACAAUACCAGCACAUACUAAUUUAUUAUCUGAUGUUAAAUAUCAAAGAGGUGAAGGACAGUAUUUAGUUACAGCAUCAUAUGAUGGAACUGCUAAAAUAUGGUCAAAUAAAACUUGGCAACCACUCAAAACAUUGCCUGGACAUGAUGGUAAAGUUAUGUCUGUUGAUGUUUCAGCUGAUCAUAAAUUCAUUGCAACAACAUCCUAUGACAGAACAUUCAAACUCUGGGCACCAGAAAACCAGAAACCAGAAAAGCAGAAACUUUAGUGUAAGAAUUUUUUUUCUUUUCUUUUUAUGUAUAUUUUUCUUUUUUUUUUUGUGUUUUGAUAGACAACAAUAAAUU